AUGGAGAAUAUAUCCAUUGGACUAAAUGUCAUAGUUAAAGGGAAAAGAGGAAUUGUUAGAUUCGUGGGAAAGACCCAAUUCGCUCCGGGAAAUUGGGUGGGAGUUGAAUUAAUUGAAGAAACAGGAAAGAAUAAUGGUUCUAUAAAUGGCGUAGAAUAUUUCAAAUGCACCAAACCGGGAUUAUAUGGCUUAUUUGUCUCACCCAAUCUUGUAGAGAUUCCUGGCGAUAAAGCUUUAGGAGUCAGUCCCAAGAAAUCUCAGGAUAAAAGAUUGGAGCUUAUCAUUGACCGUCUACAGUUAAAACUACAGGACUCAUUGAAAGAAGUAAAAAUCUAUAAGGAAAAAGUUGACCAAUACAAAGAUGUAGAGUCUCAAUUAGAGUCUUUGACUAUCGAUAGGGACUAUUUCAAAGACCAUAGUGAUGAUUUGAAGCAUCAGUUAGAUGAAAUGAACAAGAAAUAUCGACAGUUAUCAGAAGACUUUGAAGUUUUAAAAGAAGAACUUGAGGUUAAUAAACAGAUUGAAGAUGAGAUCACAAUGAAUGAAUCAUCUGACCCAACCGUUUUGAUUGCAAAGAUCCAAAGACUCGAACUUGACAUUAUAGGUUUGAAAAGUUUCAAUGAAACCAACGAAUUGAAGUUGACCAACGAACUUUUAGAAUUAUCAGACAAAUCAGUACCUAAAGACGAUUACGAGCUUUUGAAGACUAAAUUUACUUUAGCUGAAGAGACCAUCAAAACUCUAAAGACACAACUUGAAACCAUCAAUGACUCAGAAGACAUUAUCAAUCAUUUGACUGAUGAAAAUAACGACCUUAAAGACAAGAUCAAUGCCUUAACUAAGCAAUUAGAUGAAUUGAUCGAGCUUCAACAAUUGGAUGAUGAUUUACAAGAAAACCAUAAUGAAAUAGAGAACCAAUUAAAUGAAACAAUCAUCAGUCUCAAUCAAAAGUUAGCUGAAGAAAAGCUCAAGAAUGAAAGAUUGGUCGAACCAGGUGAAGUUUCAAUAGGAGAGACCAACAAACUUUCCAAGAUUAUUGAAAACUUGAAAGUUGAAUUGAAUUCCAAAACCAGAGACUAUGAAUAUUUGAAUUUUCUUUUGAAGAUUUCGAACAGUCAAAAGUUGAUAUUGAACAAUCAUUUCAAAUUGAAAUUCGAUUUGCUUGCCUUAAACCAUAUUAUAGAAUAUUUAGCUAAUGAGGAAUUAGAACCAUAUUUGAGGUUGAUUCACCAAAUAUCUGAGGACGGAGAUGUCCCCAUUGAUGAUUUGAUUACUGAAUUGCUUCAUCGUAUUCAAGAACACAUCAUUACUGAUCUCAAUGUAGAGAAGUUAAAGAUGUAUAUUCAAUCCAUGUUUGAUCGAAUUCCUUCAAAUAGGAAUUACAACAAAUGUUGUCUAGACUUUAUAUCCUUUCGGACCGAUGAUGAAGACAUAAUGUCGAGGAUUGAAAGAUUAGAAUUUGUUGAUGAAGUCAAUGAACGUUAUAAUAUUGAUAUUGAUUUUGAGAAGGACCAAAAUUUCUUAUCCCUCCUUGGUCAACUGUUUACCAAAGCAAAAGUGGUUGAAGAAUCUGUUGAUAAAGAUAAGUUAAUAAAUGAUCUUGAAUUGACCAUACAGUUGAUGCAAAAUAAUUUGACAAUGAUGAAUAAGACUCAUCAAGCAAAAUUAAAUGAUUUGGGGAGUGAACUAAAUACUAUUAGCCAGCAGUAUAAUGACCUCAAGAAUUCAUAUAAUCAAGUAAAUGCUAAGAACGAUCACUUGAAAAGGGAGCUUGACACUCUCCUUGACUAUGAUAAGAUAUUGAAUUAUUCCUAUGUGAAACGAGGUAAGGAAACAGAGUUAAUUGAAAAAAUUGGUUUGAUUGAUGAGAUCACCUUCCUUCGGAAGAAGAUAAGACUUCAGAUUAACCCCAAACAAGAUCUCAAUUGGUUGAAAUCUCCAACUCAUACUUUCCAAGGAGAAAAGUUAACUGAUUUGUCCCUGCAUUUAAGGAAAAUAUCCAAUUCUGUUCGACUUUUAGACGUCCAAAGGGGUUUCCUGAAAAGACAGGAUAAUCCCAAGUUCGUUGUGGCAACAAUCAAUGAACAAUAUUCCAAGUACCUCAGCGAAAGAGAAAAAAUCAUAAGGGACGUAUAA
This is a messenger RNA of Yamadazyma jaroonii, 2136 nucleotides long. The record is from the annotation of a GenBank genome assembly. NCBI's taxonomy places the organism in Eukaryota, Fungi, Ascomycota, Pichiomycetes, Serinales, Debaryomycetaceae.